GCAGGUUUCCUCCAUCGUCGUCGGGCACCGAGCCGGAGAUAGUCUGCCUCUGCAGUUCGAAAGGAGGAAACUCACUUUUCCGCGAACUAUUCGACGCACGAAACCCCGUCCAUCAUCUCAACUGUGAACUCGGAGCAGUGUGCGAGCCUUCGGUGAUCGUGUCGAAAUAUUCUACUUUCCGAAUUCCGGCCAAUUCCUUGGUCGCACCGGUGAACCACGAUGGCUGAGAGCAAACCAGAAGUCGACUCCGAAUUGGAUAAUCUGCUGGAUUCAGCCCUCAACGAAUUCGACGCUCAGAAGGAAAGUGAAUCGCAGAAGGUCGCGCAAGCGAGUGCAGCGGAGUCGUCCGCGGCGGCAGCAUCAGCAGCAGAUCUCACCGACAACCCGGCCGCGUUCGGACUGAACAUCGAUCAGAUGCGGGAAUCUCUCAGUACGUUCAUGAAGGGGAAUCCGAUGCUGAACGCCGAGAAUGCCGGCGAAGAUUCCGAGUUGGCCAAAGCCAUGCAGGAAACGCUGGGGCUCUUCACGAAGUCACUCGACCGAUUCCAAGAGCAAGGCGGCGAAUUCAACCCCGAGGAUUUCCUCAGUGACGUCUUCAAGAACAUGAACGUCGAUGGAGCAGAACCGCUCGGAGACAUGUUAUCCCAUGGACUCGAUGAGGUGCUGACCAAGAGCCUUCUGUAUCCAGGUCUGAAGGACAUCCACGAUAGUUUACCGAAGUGGAUCGACGAGAAUCGCGAGAAACUCUCCGAAGAUGAACUGGCGAAAGUUGAAUCGCAGAACGCCCUGGUGAAGCAAAUUAUCGAGGAGUAUGACAGCGAGAAGGACGACGGACUCGAAAGAAAGUGAAGGCAGACAGACAACGCCGCAUCCUCGAGUUGCUCAGUAAGAUGCAAGCUCUCGGAGAUCUUCCGGCGGAACUAUUAUGUAAACAGCCAGGGAUGGACAUCCCCGGGUUCGGAGACGGAACAGAUGCGAUGCCUCCGGAAUGUGCGCAACAAUAACCCCUGUGACCUGAGACUUCCUCAUUUCGUCUAUGGCGAGAAUGCUGAAAGCGGCCGCGUAGCCGAUUACUCGCGUCUUUCAUGUUAAUCCCACAGCGGUGAUAAGCUACAAGUUUGAAUUUUUCUAGAAGAUCUACCAUGACGAGCGUUGUUGUGAGAAAUAAAAAGAGACUAUUCUGAAACAAGA
This is a messenger RNA of Galendromus occidentalis (western predatory mite), 1191 nucleotides long. RefSeq names its product peroxisomal biogenesis factor 19. The transcript has a single exon. Gene Ontology annotation, biological process: protein import into peroxisome membrane. Lineage: Eukaryota; Metazoa; Arthropoda; Arachnida; Mesostigmata; Phytoseiidae. Bases 220 to 849 code for a protein of 209 amino acids. The record is from RefSeq and is a predicted model, not a curated record. Gene Ontology annotation, cellular component: peroxisomal membrane; peroxisome.